UUUGAGGAUUCUUUCUUUGGAUUAGCCGCACAAUUACGACUCUUUGUGAUUCGCCGGGCCGUUCCUCAUUUCUGUUUGAUUCUCUUCGUCUGCGGUUUCUCUCUUCUGUUCUCUCUGUACAGACAUAUAUAUAUGUGUACAUAUGUUCUCGAAUAUUUAAUUUUUUUCCUCUCCUUCCCGUUGCUCUCCGACCCUCUCUGAGUUUUGUUUAAAGAACAGAAGAAAAAGGGGUCCAGCUGUUUAGGGUUUUUCUUCUGGUGCUUAUCGAAUUAGAAUCGAUGGGUGUAUUUGAGGAGAUUGGAGGUGAUAUCAGUUCGGAUGUUGAAGUUGAUGACAUAAGGUGUGGCAAUAUAACGGAAAAAGAUGUUAGCGAUGAGGAGAUUGAAGCAGAAGAAUUGGAGAGGAGAAUGUGGAAGGACCACGUCAAACUCAAGAGGAUCAAGGAACGGCAGAAGCUUGCUGCCCAGCAAGCCGUGGAGAAGCAGAAGACAAAGCAGAACAAUGAUCAGGCCCGGCGGAAGAAAAUGUCGCGAGCUCAGGAUGGGAUUUUGAAGUACAUGUUGAAGCUUAUGGAAGUGUGCAAUGCUCGUGGAUUCGUGUAUGGGAUAAUUCCUGAGAAGGGUAAGCCAGUUAGCGGUUCCUCGGAUAAUAUAAGAGCUUGGUGGAAAGAAAAGGUGAAGUUUGAUAAGAAUGGGCCAGCAGCCAUAGCCAAGUAUGAAACGGACCGUCUUUCCAAGGCUGAGGGAGUUGGUAAUCAAAAUGGAAACUCGCAAAGCAUUCUUCAAGGUUUGCAAGAUGCAACUUUGGGAUCGCUUUUGUCUUCUUUGAUGCAACACUGUGAUCCACCUCAGAGGAAAUACCCAUUGGAGAAGGGUGUUCCGCCACCUUGGUGGCCAACUGGGAAUGAAGAAUGGUGGUUGAGACUGGGGCUGCCCAGGGGUCAGAGUCCUCCAUAUAAGAAGCCACAUGAUUUGAAGAAGAUGUGGAAAGUCGGUGUUCUGACUGCUGUGAUAAAGCAUAUGUCACCUGAUUUUGUAAAGAUUAGGAGGCUGAUUAGGCAGUCGAAGUGCUUACAGGAUAAGAUGACUGCAAAGGAGAGCUCAAUUUGGUUAGGUGUUUUGAGCAGAGAGGAAGCUCUUCUUCAGCAGCCUAGUAGUGAUAAUGGGUCAUCUGGCAUAACAGAAUCACCCUCUGAUGGUUGCGGUGGGAAGAAGAAACCUUCUAUUAGCAGUGACAAUGAAAGUGAUUAUGACGUGGAUGGUGUCGAUGAUGGCAUGGGUUCUGUUUCAUCUCAGAGUGGCCAGAGAAAUCAAACAAUUGAUAUAGAACCGUCUGUUAAUCCUCAAAAUAUUAAUUCUCAACCUGUUCAGGAUAAAGAGCAAGGGGAGGAGCAACCUAGGAGAAAAAGACAACGUAUGAGAUCAAGCCCUAUAGAUCAACAGGCUGCACCAUCUCCCAAUGAGCGGCCUUGUGAUGAGCCAAGAGACACGUUGCCUGAUAUAAACCACUCUGAUGUGCAGUUAGCUGGUUAUCAGAUGCAUGGCAGCCAACAGCAAAACUGCACAAUUGCAGCUAUGAGGCCUGCGGAGAAAGAGCCUGAGGUCCAAUCUCAGUUGCCAGUAUCUCACUAUAACCACUUGGCCACCCUUCCCUCAGCUGAUGUAAUCCCCAUGGAGAGCAUGUCUCUGGAAAGCAGACCCCUACUGUAUUCUGUUUCUCAAAAUUCUGAGCAUGUACCUAAUGAUUCUCAUAUGUGCCAUGCAUCUCAAGAUUUUGGAUUGCACAAUGAACCUCAGGUUUCUGCGUUGCACAACAUACCUCAAUUUGUGCAUUAUGGAGCUCAAAAUUGUGGUUUGCAUGAUGGACAACAAAAUUCCAGUUUGCACCAAGGCUCUACAUAUGAUUUCUAUAAUCCAUCCGCAGAAUUCGGUCCCAGUCGUGAUGAGCAGCAAUUCCAGAUGGUGUUCAACGAAAACCAGCUUACACCGGAGGAUUCUGGAGUUCAUUUACCAGCACUCCAUAGAAAUGAAAAUGAUAUCACUGGAGGAGAUCUCCACCAUUUUGGUGAAGAAACAUUUGCGGAGGAGCAAAAUAGGCCUGUUGAGAAUCAUUUUGGGUCUCCAAUCAAUAGCCUGUCACUAGAUUUUACAGGAUUCAACAGCUCUUUUAUGUCCGUUGAUGGUACAAGUCCAUUAGAUAUCCCUGAUGUAGAUUUUGUGCUUGAUGAUGACUUGAUUCAGUACUUCGGGGCAUAAGCUGUAGAUGUGAAACUUCAGAGUUAAAAUUGUGAGUGAGAUCAGGAAAACAGGAUUACCUGUGAGCAAGGCGGAGAACUUUUUUGUGUUCUUUUGGAUUUGUUGCAAGUGCUGACAUUAUGUACAGUAGGUCUUGAGGCUGUAAGUUAUAAACUUCAUUUUUUCGUAACUCAUUCAUGAUGAAUAGAUUUGUCAAUUUUCAGGUCAAAAGUUUGUCCCUACCUUGUGUAAUGUUGGAAAUAAGUAUUUAACUUACUAAUCGGGUUCACCAUGUUCUUAACUUUCUUUUUUUGAUGAAAGCAUUCAUAACUUUGUUGCUGAUGACUUAAAAGGGGGAAAGCUUUUGUUCCCCGGUCAGUGUUUGUGUAUUAGUACUCAUUGUUUUCCUAUCAUCUUUGCUGCUGUUCUUUUUACUUUCUUGGGGGUGGAUAGAAUUGUUAUGUAUGGUGCAAUAAGUAUUGUUUUUGUUUUUGUUCGAACUGG
Messenger RNA from Ilex paraguariensis (yerba mate), 2738 nucleotides. Lineage: Eukaryota; Viridiplantae; Streptophyta; Magnoliopsida; Aquifoliales; Aquifoliaceae. The record is from the annotation of a GenBank genome assembly.